CAUCCACACUAGAAGAUUUCAACAGGGCAAAACCAUAUUUAAGUCAUAUGGGUAAAAAUAUAAUUCAUUGUGGGGGAUUAGGUGCGGGACAAAUAGCAAAAAUAUGUAAUAAUAUGUUAUUAGCGAUAACAAUGAUCGGUGUAGCGGAAACAAUGAAUCUUGGAGUGAAACUUGGUAUGGAUCCAAAAUUGUUGGCAAAUAUUUUAAAUACUUCUUCUGGUAGAUGUUGGUCAAGCGAUAGUUAUAAUCCUUGUCCUGGUGUUUUAUCAAACGUACCUUCAAGUAAAAAUUAUGAAGGUGGUUUUAAUAAUAAGUUAAUGGCAAAAGAUACAAAGUUAGCGGUUAAUGCUGCUAACGACGCCAAUGCUACCGUCAUUUUAGGAGCAAUUGCUCAACAAUUGUAUAGUUUACUUUCGAAUACUGUUGGUUAUGAAAAGAAAGAUUUUAGUUCUAUUUAUAGAUGGUUAAACGAAUCUAAUAAUUGA
Messenger RNA from Funneliformis mosseae, 485 nucleotides. Lineage: Eukaryota; Fungi; Glomeromycota; Glomeromycetes; Glomerales; Glomeraceae. The record is from the annotation of a GenBank genome assembly.